Messenger RNA from Coniophora puteana RWD-64-598 SS2, 1574 nucleotides. RefSeq lists its product as uncharacterized. Lineage: Eukaryota; Fungi; Basidiomycota; Agaricomycetes; Boletales; Coniophoraceae. Bases 52 to 1296 code for a protein of 414 amino acids. The transcript has 5 exons. The record is from RefSeq and is a predicted model, not a curated record.
CGCUCCACGACCUCUCACGACCUAUUUAACGACCUGCUUUGAUUUGACGCCAUGAGUGUAUCAUCUUCUAACGACCCUUUUGACGACACGCGCCGUCCACUUCUGCUCGAUAUCCGUCGGUGGUCGCUCCUGCGAAGUCAGCCUAUACCCGACAACUCCACACCGCUGUCUCCGCUUUCCGCAUCCUCACACCGUCACCCACAUCUUCCUUCAUACCUCGAGUCUGGAUUCUACGAUACCCCUCCCCCACGCAGCAGUCUAGCAGAGAAGCUAUCUAUGCGCGACGCGCGCUCCGAGGACCUCGACCCAGACCAGGAUACCAUUGUCCCGAACAAGACAGGAGGUUCACAGGGCGGAGAUGGAUCCGGUGCUCCACAGCCGCAGGCGCCGGCGAAGAAGAGCCCACCCACGACGACGAAGAGCGGGAACACCGCAUCGACGAACGCGCUCGUGUCCGCAUGGCAGGACAGGCUACAGGUGCUCACCGUCGUCACAACGUUCCUCGCGUCCAUGGACGGCACCCUUUUCUCGAUGACGAACUACCGCACCUCGCCCGCCCUGCUGCCCAACGAGCCGAGCGACCAGCUCUCCGAGCUCAUCUAUGCCGCGUUAGUCGGCGCCAUGAUACUCCAUAUCUGCGCAUCUCUCCUAGGCUACAUAGCCUCCUUCGUCCUCGUGAAAUAUACCAUCAUUGAAGCUGAUCCGUACUACUCACACCCGCGCGACCCGUCGUACCACGGUCCCCCGCUGGACGGCAACGGCGGCGGACCGCCAGCCGCGCAGCUCGUUCUCGAGCCGCUCCGGCUCCGCCGCCGCCAACGGGCGGACUCAUCGCUCCCCACUCCAGUGCUGCACACACCCCGGUACAUGCCCCCGCCCGCGGUGGACCCGUACGAUCCGAACGCGAUUCCCGCUGCCGCUCCGACCUGGGAGGGCUACCCCGGCAACGCCGGCGGCUCUACCGGCGGCGGUAGCGGCGGCAGCAAUAAUCCAGGCAGAAACAGCGACCCAGUAUCGCAGCCCCACGCGUCGCCGCCGCCAGAGCAGCAGCACCACAAGCUGCACAAGCCGCGGCCCGAGAACUACCAUAAGCCCUCGAAGAUACCGCCUCCGCCGAUCCGGAUGCUGACGCGGUGCUUCUACGGCACGCUCGUGCUCGCGCUGCUCGGGUUCGUGCUUGCUCUGCUGGGCGUCGUGGUGUAUGCGUGGGCGGCGCUCAGGGAGCCCGUGGGGAUCGUCGCUGCUUCGUGUGUGGGUGUGGGUGUGACGACGGGGAUUGUUGUGUUGAUUUGGUAGUACGCGGGGUCGGACGUGGGUGCUGGUGGAUGUACGUUGGUGCUCAUGUUGGUGCUUGCGUUGCUGUAUUUUGGGGAUCGCUUAAUGACUCUCAUCGCUGAACCGUUCACGAUACCUUACGAUUUCUUGUAGCCGUCAUCAUAUCUUUAUUACGUAGUUUUUCGAUAUCCCAGUGACCAGGCCGUAUACGCCUCGACUACGUCAGAGUCUGGUAUACGAUACAUCUUGUACUUGUGCAGAUUGUACGUCUCCUAAUGAGCUAAUACUUUCUGCCUACC